This is a messenger RNA of Mycotypha africana, 781 nucleotides long. RefSeq names its product HSP20-like chaperone. The coding region runs from base 1 to 543 and encodes 180 amino acids. Gene Ontology annotation, biological process: response to hydrogen peroxide; protein complex oligomerization; response to heat. The transcript is spliced from 2 exons. The record is from RefSeq and is a predicted model, not a curated record. NCBI's taxonomy places the organism in Eukaryota, Fungi, Mucoromycota, Mucoromycetes, Mucorales, Mycotyphaceae.
AUGGCUCUUUCUCAACGUGUAUUCUCUGAAGCUCUCCGUGAUAUGCAACGUGCAAUGGCCGUCUUUGACCAUCCCUUCUUUAACGGUGUCCGAGGUUCCUGGCUUUCAAAUCGCCCAGGUGGUUUUAGUUCCAAUGUAGGUGACGACCUCAUGUCCUCUUCUCGUUUCCCCGUUACUGAUCUCAAAGAAACACCAACCAACUACGAGUUGGUCGCUGAAUUGCCGGGCUAUGAGAAGAAGGAUGUCAAGAUUGAAUUGACGGAUAGCCGUACUCUGCUUUUGAAGGCUUCCAAGAACGAAGAACAUGAAAGCAGAUCUACUCCAAUGGAGGAUAAGGAAGAAGCUGGUGAACUUGCUCAAAGGAAUGAAGACGGUCAUACUUGGUGGGUAAAGGAACGUGUUUCUGGUUCAAUCACAAGGUCCUUUGUUUUCCCUACACCCAUUCCUGCUGAAGGCAUCAAGGCUUCCUUUGAGAAUGGUCUUCUUAAAGUAACCAUUCCCAAGGCAACAGAGCAACAAGCCAAGCAAAUCAACAUUGAUUAAAGAAUAUCAAGCUCUUGAUUAUUAUUUAGUCGAUUCGUUUCAUUCUCUAUUUAUUGAAUUAGCUUCAUUCUCUAUUUAUUGAACUAGCUUCAUUCUCUAUUUAUCUUUUCAACUUCUCAGUGACCAUACCCUAAGACUCAAAUAAAAAUUUAAAUAAACAUUGAUUCGUUUCUAUGUAUUUAUUAUAGAAUCUCUCUCCAGUAUUCAUUCAUUUAUUUCUCAUUGAAAUGAAUUCAAU